Molecule: messenger RNA, 677 nt
Organism: Soboliphyme baturini
Lineage: Eukaryota; Metazoa; Nematoda; Enoplea; Dioctophymatida; Soboliphymatidae
Source: the annotation of a GenBank genome assembly
UCUUCUGGAGUGGCCGUCAAUCAUGAAUGUCAGACGACGUUUAGCCGCAUGGCGGAGGGCAAGAAGGAUAUCCGAUACAUCAUCUUCAGCAUUGUGAAUGAUAGUGAAGUCGUAGUUGAGAAAUAUGCAACCAACGACGACAUGAAAUGUCAUGACGUGGAAGACUACGCAGACAAUUCUAAGUCAUCAUAUAACGAGUUCAUAGACGCUCUGAAAGAAGUCACUAAAGAUUUCAAGGACUGUCGUUACGCAGUUUUUGAUUUCAAAUUCACGGGUAGUCGAGAAGGAGCUGGUGCCAGUAAAAUGUCGAAGAUCAUUUUUCUUCAAGUGUGCCCCGAUGGAGCUAGUAUAAAGCGGAAAAUGAUAUACGCAAGUUCUGCUGCGGCAAUCAAGUCUGCCCUUGGUCCAGCGAAAAUCAUACCGCUUCAAAUUUGUGACGAGUCACAACUGUCACAUACCGAAUUGCUACAUAAGCUUCUGAUCGAUCCUCAGUGCAAAAAGGAUUAUGACGAUAUGCAUAGCCGCAAGAUGUAUUCAUAUCUUAUAUUUCGAAUUUCGGACGAUGACACAACAGUCAUUGUUGAGAAAAAAGGGCCGAAGGGAUCUUCGUACAAAGACUUUGUCGAUGUAAGAGUUUGUGGGGAUAAUUUUUUCUUAUUCAAUAAGUGCAUUUAAAC